CCCCCAACGUCCUCAACCUAUCCCUUCCCACCAGGCCUGGGUGAUCUAUCCGCUUGCCUCCCGCUAGAGAUAAUCAAUGAGAUCCUCCUCUUCCUCGACAUCUGCUCUCUCUUAGCCUUCCGCCGGGUCAACACAGUCGCCCUCGCAGCCAUAAACGCUCUCCCUGAAUACCGGGCGAUAAUAACCCAUGCGCCAGACGUCGUCCGUGCCUACCUCGCCACGAACCUCUCCUCGCACGCAAACAUCGGCGAGCUCUUCCAAGCACUCACGAGCAAGCUGUGCAGCUACUGCAAUUCAUUCGGAGCCUUCAUAUUCCUUCUAGAGUGCAGGCGCGUAUGCUGGCACUGCCACACUCAGGACCCAGAAUUGCUCCCGAUAUGUCGCGGCCUCGCGGCGGUCUCAUUCGGGGUUUCACCGGAGGCAUUGGUGGGGUUGCCGGCACUGCGGCCGGUCCCGGGGACCUACACGUUGCGGGGGAUUUACUGCAGCUUUCCACGGGAUCCCACGCCGCUGGUGUCGCGUGCCGCCACGAGGAGAUUGGCGGUGAAGGUUCACGGGAGCGAAAAUGCCGUUGGGGCGUUCGUCGGCGCUCAACGGGAAUCGCAACUCUCUAGUUAUCGCAUGCAGAAGGCUGUGUACAAUAACAUACACAAAUCGCUAUACUCGUACCCGGCUUCCAAACGCGCCCCCGGCGAACCGGCCUACUACGCCGACAAGGACAACAAGGACGAUGAUGUCCGUAGGUACCAGGGGGUUGCUCCCCUCCCCGUGUUGAACCCCCGCACGGGAAUGCUGGAGCAUGGCGUUUGCUGCGUCGGUUGCGAUGUGGCGUACUCGAAAGCCCCGACCGUGGCGCACUAUAUCCCUUUCGGAAGGGUCGGCUGGCUGCGGCGGAAGCACGAGAUGUUUGGCGAGGAGGGGGGCUUCCUGGAACACUUUCUCGCGUGCGAGCAGGCGAGGAGUAUUUGGGAGGCCUGGAAGGAGAAGGGGGUUGUGGUGCCU
This is a messenger RNA of Tuber aestivum (summer truffle), 1002 nucleotides long. The record is from the annotation of a GenBank genome assembly. NCBI's taxonomy places the organism in Eukaryota, Fungi, Ascomycota, Pezizomycetes, Pezizales, Tuberaceae.